This is a messenger RNA of Drosophila elegans, 1295 nucleotides long. Its product is annotated as lipase 3. Gene Ontology annotation, biological process: lipid metabolic process. The coding region runs from base 37 to 1272 and encodes 411 amino acids. NCBI's taxonomy places the organism in Eukaryota, Metazoa, Arthropoda, Insecta, Diptera, Drosophilidae. The transcript is spliced from 3 exons. Gene Ontology annotation, molecular function: hydrolase activity, acting on ester bonds. The record is from RefSeq and is a predicted model, not a curated record.
GUACGACCGAUCUCGAAGGCAAAAGUUCAGCCAGAAAUGCUGAAAGGAGUGCUAACUAUUUUGGCCAUUGUGGCUGCGGCCGUGGCAAUCGACGAUUUUGAUCCUUUCAUUGAUAUACCCUUUAAAAGGAUAAAGACCUCGGCGGAGCGCAUUGAGGCCCAUGGCUACCCGGCCGAAUCGCAUUUUGCGGAGACCCCCGACGGCUAUGUGCUGAAUCUGUUCCGCAUUCCUCACUCCCCGAAGCUAAGCAAUGCAGGAGGGGAAUCCCCGCCACGUCCGGUGGUGCUCAUCAUGCACGGGCUGUUCAGCUGCUCCGAUUGCUUCCUACUCAAUGGUCCGGAAUCGGCCAUCCCGUUCAACUACGCAGAUGCUGGCUACGAUGUCUGGCUGGGCAAUGCCCGUGGCAACAUCUACUCGAGGAACAACACCCGGCUGGAUGUGAAGCAUCCGUAUUUCUGGAAGUUCAGCUGGCACGAGAUUGGCUCCAUCGAUCUGCCCACCACGAUUGAUUAUAUACUGGAUCUAACGGGGCAGCAGUCGCUCCAUUAUGUUGGUCAUUCCCAAGGAUGCACUUCCUUUUUCGUGAUGGGCUCCUAUAGACCCGAGUAUAAUGCCAAAAUCAAGACGGCUCAUAUGCUGGCACCUCCGGUGUUUAUGGGUAACACCACAGAGGGUCUCAUUGUCGGCACGGCUCCAUUAUUCGGACAUCAUGGCAUCGGGUCGACACUUUUGGAAAACCAGGUCCUGCUGCCCCAGAAUGCCUUCAUCCAGAGGAUAUUGGACACCACUUGCAGCAAUCAGCCAAUUAUGCUCAGCUACUGCAAGACUUUGGCCAUGCUCUGGGGAGGUCCUGAAAUUGGAAACCUCAAUCAGACUCUCCUCCCACAAAUCGCUGAAACGCAUCCCGCUGGAGUCUCCUCCAAUCAGGCCAUUCACUACAUUCAGUCCUUCGUCUCGAAUGAGUUCCGUUUAUACGAUUGGGGAAGCCGCAAGAAUCUGGAGUAUUACGGAGUGGCAGAACCUCCGGCAUAUGAUCUUACCAAAAUAACCUCUAAGCUUUACCUGUACUAUGGUUUGGCAGAUGGUUCGGCCAACAAACAGGAUAUCUCUCGACUGCCCGAGUUUUUACCCAAUUUGGCCCUACUCCAUGAGGUUCCAGAGCCCACAUGGGGACAUUUGGACUUUAUUUUUGCCACGGAGGUCAAGAAGGUUAUCAACGACAUGGUGUUGGAGUAUAGCAUAGCUUACGAUGCGGAGGAAGCUAAUAAAUAAAGAUAUAAACAAUUAAAGUCUUA